Messenger RNA from Drosophila serrata, 2516 nucleotides. RefSeq lists its product as uncharacterized. Gene Ontology annotation, biological process: regulation of gene expression. The record is from RefSeq and is a predicted model, not a curated record. Gene Ontology annotation, cellular component: nucleus. Lineage: Eukaryota; Metazoa; Arthropoda; Insecta; Diptera; Drosophilidae.
UGUGCACCCAGAGACAGUGGGACUGAAAAAGUUCGAACACCUGGGGGGGCAGAGAGAGGCAGAAGCCGAGGUGCCGAGCAUUGCUCCCCAUUUGCUCGCUCGCUCGCUCCCCAACACCGAGAUACUGGUUCCCCACACAGAUAGGACACGAUACGAGACACAUGGCUAGGCCAGUUGCUGAGACAUCGCACACGGAUGCCAAUCCCCCAGGCUAACAUCGCAAAUGCCAGAGCCAGAGAGACCGACCGAGACCGAUAAACCGAUUCCACACGGACCACGGAGUGGGCGUUGUGUGUUGACUUCCAGAGACUGGAUCUCCGAUAUAAACGAGUUUUAUAGCGAAAAUGAGAGAAAAAAAAUAACAACACCCGAGUACGAAAAUGAGUGUGCGCUGCUGCAGUCACGAUCAUCAAUAUUCCCGAGACCGAGAGACCAGGCGGAAGCCUAGAGCCCAGCACUCGAAGCGGAUCUUUGGGACCAUAGUGGCAGGCUUGGAACCAGAACUUGGCUACUCACGCAAAUGGCAUACAAAUUAGAAGAAAACACGCUAUACUAUCUUACCAAGAACGGAUUGAACUGAAACCUGAACGCGAUCGGGGGCUUAACAUUCGGAAAGCUACACAAAUUUAAUUCAGAAAUCAUUAAACCUUUAAAAUGGAGUUGACCCUGAAUAAGUCAUCGUCCUGCUUGGACUGUUGCAGCGACUGUACUGCUCUAUCCUGCUGCUUGGGCGCUGCCUGCUGUGAUGCCAGCUGUGGAGCCAGCUGCGGAUUAAUUCCCCCCGAUCCGGUCAGAUAUGAGUACCAGGAGCCCGAGGAGAACUUUGUCUCCAUAGAUGAUGUCAAAAUCAAGGGCUUCCUGUUGCGCAUAGCCCAGCAGCAACAGGAGCAGCAGUUGGAAAUGAAGAGACUCAAGGAUAUAGAGAAGGCACAAAAGGAGGCAGAGAGGAAAAGAAGGGAACAGGAGGUCAUUGAAUUGGAUGCGGAGGAUGCUUCCCAAGCCAAUGGGUUAAUAAUAAGCGCCGCUCGAAGUCUGGCCAAUUGGAAUUCUUCUAUAAAAAGGAUAUCGCCGGAUAUUGAAUUGAUUCCCAAACAGGGGCACAGGAUUGUGGCGGAAAUCGAGCUCAGCGAUAGCGAACAGGAUGCAAAUAGCGACGCAGAUGAGGAUGUUAAUCUUCCGUCAAAUACUGUUAGUUGUGUCCUGGAAAACGAGAAAAACACGCCUCAAAAUUCCCAGGAGCAGCAGGUGAUUGUCCUGCCCUCCGACGAAGAGGAAGAGGAAAAGCAGCGCCCACGGGCCAUAAGAAAGAAACCUGCAUCGUCAAGAAGGAAACGCUCGUAUGUCAAUAGGAGGGGACGUCACCUGUACGAGUGUCCUGACUGUGGUAAAAAAGUGCAAUCUAACUAUAAUCUAAGACGCCACAUGAUGAUACAUACAGGGGAACGACCUUUUCCUUGUGAUCUCUGCGAACGUCGCUUCCGGGAAUUUAGUGAUCUAAAAAAGCAUCGCCGCAGGCACUCUCAUGACCCCAGAUUCAUCUGCAUGAUCUGUCAUUUGGGGCAACCGCUGGAUCAGGAUGCCACCAGGUGUGCGGAAUGUGAAAGCAAAAAUCUAAUGGUAAAACCACAACCAGAUGAGAUGGGGGACAAGCCAGUGGAGGAUCAAGCAGAAGAGGAAAUGGAAGAGGAAGAUGAGUAUAUAGAGGAGGAAAUAGAAGAGGAGAUUGAUGAACCAGAAGAAGAGGUGCAGCCACCACCUGUGCCUUCGCUGCCCACAUUGAUGGUAACCCUGAUACCGACUACACUUCAGUCUGCGCCGGAAAAGAUUCCUCCUCCCACUCAACCAAGUCGUCCUCCACUUCCGCGUAGUUGCAGUAGCGCCAACUCUUCGUCUUCCCUGAGCAAUGAUGGCAAUACUUUGGCAAAGCCUAGAAGUCGCACUCGUCGAUCCUAUCCGUGCCCCCUAUGUCAUCGCCCCUUUGGAACGCGUCAUAACCUAAAGCGUCACUAUAUGAUUCACACAGGCGAAAAGCCAUUCAGCUGCUCCAAGUGCCGAAAACCCUUCAGGGAAUGUUCAACGCUGAAGAAACACAUGGCCACGCAUAUCCGAGACCGUUGGUACAAGUGCCUUCGGUGUCCAGCGAAGUUCAGGGACUAUCUGGAGUAUGCUGAUCAUAAGUCCAAUCAUCUGGAGCAGCUAAGGGAUAGGAAAUCCUCCAACUACGAAAGUGAUGAUGAGAGUUCUGUGGAAGACUGGCUCGAGUGCUGUGAAUGUCAGCAAAGAUUCACAGAAUUGGAAGCCUAUACAUCGCAUCUUAAGAAGCACGAUUUGGAAUUGUAUGGAAUGAGUGUAGAUGAUGUCGGCGAUGAGGAUCAGGAUGUGGAUGUGGCCUAGAUAAGGAAUGGAAGAUGUGGAAUUCAUAUUAUUGAUAUAAGCAUAAGGAAAUAUGUCCGAUCAAUCAAUAUUCUGCUUGACAUUUUGGAUGCGAUAUUAAAUAGCAGGUUAUUGAAAGUAAG